This is a messenger RNA of Naegleria lovaniensis, 1437 nucleotides long. RefSeq lists its product as uncharacterized. The transcript has a single exon. Lineage: Eukaryota; Heterolobosea; Eutetramitea; Acrasida; Naegleriidae. The record is from RefSeq and is a predicted model, not a curated record. The coding region runs from base 1 to 1437 and encodes 478 amino acids.
AUGUCCUCCUCAUCCUCCUCCACUUUCAUUCCAUACAAUAAACGUGCUCAAGCCAUCAAUGAAGAUACCAUUGUUGCCCAUUCGGGUCACAUCAACACCAUGAAUCUCAUUCGAGAUCAUAACGGUGCCAUUGUCUGUGAUUUGGGUAGUAGUAUGGUCAAGGCAGGUCUCGCCGGUGAAUCAUUUCCAAAAGCAGUCUUUCCAACCAUCAUUGGAAAACCAAAACCACAAAUUGAUACUCGUAAAUUAUUUGGUGCUCGAGACAAGAUGAAUCAAAAUCAAUCACAUUUUGUUGGAUUAGAAGCACAUCAUAGAAAAGGAAUUUGUGAACUUUCUCAUCCCAUUCAACGAGGUGGUAAAACUGUACAAAAUUGGGAUGAAAUUGAACUUUUAUUAGAACAUAUUUAUCAUUUCCAUUUACGUGUGAAUCCAAAAGAACAUCCAAUUUUAUUGACUGAACAACCAUUUACAUCAGUCACACAUCGUCAGAAAUACAUUGAAUUACUCUUUGAGAAGUUUCAAUCUCAUUCUCUCUUUUUUACCAUUCAAGGUUUAUUAUCCAUUUAUGCAAGUGGAGAUUUAGAUGGAAUUGUAUUGGACAGUGGUGAUGGAAGUACUCAUGUCGUGCCAGUAUUUGAUGGUUAUCCUCAAACAUAUGCCAUGGCAAAGAGUGAAUUGGCAGGAUGUGAUAUUACUCAUCAUCUCACUCAAUUAAUGCUUCAACACUCGGGUUAUGAUUUUACUCAUAAUAGUGCAUCGUUGGAUUUUGUGCGAGAUGUCAAGGAAUCUUCAUGUUAUGUUGCACUCAAUUAUGAUCAUACCAUGAAAUUAUAUGAACAAUCAAAACAGACGAGGAGUCAGGGUCAUGAUACGAGUAGUGGUAGUAUCAAUGGUAAUGGCAAUAGUAGAAAUGGUAGUAUUAGUGGCAAUGGUAGUAGUAUCAAUGGCAAUAGUAGAAAUAAUAGUAGUAGCCAUAGUACUAGACAUGAUCAAAAAGACACUUUAGAUUCUUUCAAUGCUCAAUUUCAAUUACCUGAUGGUUCUCUCAUUAAUAUUGAUCGAGAGAGAUUCCAAUCGUGCGAAAUACUCUUUCAACCCAACAUGAUUGGUUCUGAAGAGUUGGGUAUUCAUCAACUCUUAAAUCAAUCCAUUCAUCAAUGUAAUAUGGAUAUUCGUAAAUUCAUGUACAAGAAUAUCAUUUUGAGUGGAGGUAAUACAUUGGUGAAAGGAAUUCAGGAACGACUCACAAGAGAAAUGUCUCGAAUGGUUGGUGGUGCUGUGAGAUUACGUAUUGUUGCACCACCAGAACGUAAAUAUUCUGUUUGGAUGGGAGGAAGUAUUAUUUCAAGUUUGAGUUCAUUCCAAGAUCGAUGGAUUAAGAGAGCAGAUUAUGAAGAGUUUGGAUGUGAUUUAUUGAGUAAAAUGUUAUUCCAUUAA